Molecule: messenger RNA, 6555 nt
Organism: Sturnus vulgaris (Common starling)
Lineage: Eukaryota; Metazoa; Chordata; Aves; Passeriformes; Sturnidae
Gene: R3HDM1
Product: R3H domain containing 1
Molecular function (GO): nucleic acid binding
Source: RefSeq, a predicted model, not a curated record
GCUGGCCGGAGUGGGGCACAGGGCUGUUCACCUAUUAUGUUUUCAUUUUCUUAAAAUUUCUGCCGCAUGUUGGAUAAUUUUGCAUGUGGGUAUAUCUACCAUAUUAUAGUAUAAAGUGUAAGUAGACUCGCGAGUAAGCUACGUCACAGCCUGGUUUUUACCAUGUCUUUUAAAAACGUUUUAAAAUGAGUUUUCAGCACCGAAGAAGGUUUUCGCUUCAUGAGGAAAAUGGAACGAGAUAGAAAAAAAGUGAGGAAUAGCUGUUUCUUACAUGGACUCUAAGAAUUAUUCAGAUUAUUCACGUGAAGAGAUUUGCACGCAUCCUACAUGUUGGUGGGAUUUGUGUGAUGUCCUUAGAAAGCUGGAUUAGGAGGGUGAUGAAAAAAAACCAAAAAGAGCGGUGCACACGUUGCUUAGAGUGCAUUGCUACAUUGUACAGUCUACCAUAGCGUUUGUUAUCUUGGAGUGGUUUUGCUAAUAGUCUUAAUUUUAAAUUUUGAUGCCCCUCUCUCAUUGACCUGAAACCGAAGAGAUCUUGUGUGCCCAAAGUAGAAUAGGGAAUGUGUUGGGUUUUUUUCUCUUGCAGUGUCUGAUACUGGCCUUUUUUUUCAUUGAGGCAUUAACCUGCAGUUUUUAAUGGAGUUGCUUUCUCGUGUCUUGUCUUCCACAAGGAGUAAUGUAUUUGAGACAUGCUUUUUGACUGAAUAUUAAGCAGCAAUUUUACAGAGUAGUAUGUCUUGUGAAUAUUAGAUUAGGAAUAUUUAUUUACUGUUGAAGUGAAAGGUAAAAUGAAGUUCUGAUUAUUUUUCAAAAUGUUUUGUUCAAAUAAUUUGCUAUUCAGGAGAAAGAAAUGGUAAUGGAAACACAUUUUCUUUGACAGUCUCCCAUUGGCUUGGCAUGCAGCUGAUAUUAAGCCUUUGUUUUACAGUAAGUACUGUGAUGUCAAGGGUUUGAGUAUUUUAUAGAAAUUAAAUAAUUUACUGCUUGUACUCCUGCGUUUACCGAAGUCCCAAUGGCAAAAAUAAUGUUAAGACUUGUGUCCAUUUAAAUCUUGUAAGAUCAAAAACGUAGUACUUGUAACUGCAUUGUUUGGCUACUCUUUAUUUUAGAAAACUGUAAAUUGCUAUGAAGAUCAGCUAGUACUUCUCUCGUGAGUAAAAAUAGAUUUGAUUAAAUAUCAGUAAUUUUGAGGGGUGUGCAGUGCACUGGGUUAGGUUUAUUAGCAGUACUCCAGCAACUAUUUAUUAAAGAUUUGGGAAGGGUCAGCCACAAAUCUACUGCACUGAUUGUCUGUAUUUUAAUUUUGUGUGUCUGUUAAGAGGAAUAAAAGAAAAGUUGAGGAGACUGGUGCUACUGCUUUGCUCUUUCUCAUCUUAAACACAAUUCUGCCUCUUCCUUUUUCUUCUUUUAACUUGGGUUAAGUUUUUGGCUUUUAUUUCUUCUAUUUCAGUAGAUUUGCCUUAAACCACAGUCUUUAUUUUGUAUUGCUUGCUUAAAGUCUGUGAAACUGCUUCAAACCAGCUGAAUGGUUUAGGUCAAAUGCUCUAGGCUCAGCCUUGGGUACAACACAAAUGCCAGUUUAUGCAGUUUUUCAGUUAAUUCAAUUUAUUCAGAUAAAGGUUUAUUCACUUUGCUAAGGUGGCCUGUUCAUUCAACUUCAUGUCUUUGUAUCGCCCCUUUCACAGAUCUACUUCGCCCUAGAGUUAAUUUGACUAAGGGAUGUAGCACCACGUCUUUUUAAAUAACUUUUUGUGCUUAAAGUUUCAAAGUGCUGUGUUCUAGCCUUUUAAAGGUAACUGAUACAGUUGCGUUUUUUGGACACUUUGGGGAAAAUCGACCUUUUGACACCGUGUUCUCUCAGGAUGAGUUGUCAGAUAGUGGGGCAACGUGAACUUUGAAUUGGCUAUAAUGUGGCAAACAGUCCAUUUUAUAUAAACCUUUUAAAUAUAUUGACAGCAUGGUUCAGAUUUAGUGAGCUAGACAACUCUAUGGUCUAACUUUUACUACCGGGAUAAAAAUACGAACCACCUUGGAUGUCCUGAUUAGUUGCAGUGAUUUGGAACUGAAAUUUUUCGGCGUGCUCAAAUUUUCAUUUCAGAGAUACGAAGAGAGUUAAGCGGUAGCCAGUAAAUACAAAGUGCUGUAAUUCAUGGGUGUGACAGCUAAGGAGCUUUCCAUAGGAGUGGGAGAAUAUCCUGUAAUCCUGGCAUCACUGGGCUCCAGGACUGCAGAGGCAUUGGAAAGGGAUGUUCUUGCUGAUUCAAGACCAAAUAGUUCUGUCCAGGACUCUACACUGGGGAUAAGGACAUGGGACUCCUCCUGCCAGAUUCCAGAUGGUUCAUCACAACUGACAUCUUGGCUGACAACUGUGAAAAGAAUCUUCGGAUUAUUCUAUUUUAUUUUUGUGGGAGACCACAAUCCCCAAACUGUAGGACAUAUCAGGUUCCAUAUUUCUUGUAGAAUUUUUAAAUAACCUUUUCUAAUGAGGAUGUCUGAUAUUCUUACUGUAAAAGAUGAAACUGAUGCAAUGAAGGGUUCAGAAGCUGAAUUCAAAGAUACAGACACAGUUGAAAACCUAAAAAAAUCAGGAAGUCAGGAACAGAUUCAAGUGGAAAAGGAUGAAAAUUGUCCUGAUAACAAAAACAAUAUGCCGCGGCCAGCGCAGUCCUUUGGACAGACGGCCAAAAGGUCCAAGUCAAACACAAAGUUAAAGUUAGUUCGGAGCCUUGCUGUAUGUGAAGAAUAUCCACCACCUCCCACAGCUGAAAUAUCACAGGACCUCCAGGAGAAGAUUCAGAUCCAGUUGUCACAGUCUUUUGAAAAAGAAGAAAAACCUGCGAAAGAUGAAUCAGAAAAGGAAAAAUCCAGUGAUAAACUGUCCAGAAAAAUGUUAUCAAGAGAUUCCAGCCAGGAGUAUACAGAUUCCACUGGUAUAGAUCUUCAUGAAUUUUUAGUAAAUACAUUAAAAAACAAUCCCAGGGACAGAAUGAUGCUGCUGAAAUUAGAACAGGAAAUUUUAGAUUUCAUUGGUAAUAAUGAAGUACCAAGAAAAAAGUUUCCCCCAAUGACAUCUUACCAUAGAAUGCUGUUGCACAGGGUAGCUGCUUACUUUGGAUUAGAGCACAACGUGGACCAGAGUGGGAAGUCAGUCAUAGUAAAUAAAACUAGCAAUACAAGAAUACCUGACCAAAAGUUUUGUGAGCAUAUAAAGGAUGAGAAGAGUGAUGACUUCCAGAAGCGGUACAUCCUUAAGAGAGAUAACUCUAGUUUAGAUAAAGAUGACAACCAGAUGAGAAUACGAUUAAAAGAUGACAGAAGAAGUAAAUCCAUAGAAGAACGUGAAGAAGAAUAUCAGAGAGCUAGAGAAAGGAUAUUUGCACAAGAUUCCCUGUGUUCCCAAGAGAAUUAUUUCACUGAUAAAAGAAUCCAGGAGGAAGAAACUAAUAGUACACAACAAAGACGACAGAUACUUAGAAUCAAUAAGGAGGCCUCGGGGAGAUCGGCCAACAGCCACCAGAGCAGCACGGAGACGGAGCCGCGGCCCUGGAGCAGCACGGACUCCGACAGCUCCCUGCGCAACCUGAAACCCGCGGUCACCAAGGCCAGCAGCUUCAGCGGCAUCUCGGUGCUGAGCCGCGGGGACAGCUCUGGCAGCAGCAAGAGCACGGGCAGGCUGUCCAAGACAGGUUCAGAGUCUUCUAGUAGUGUAGGGUCCUCCACAGGUUCUCUCUCUCACAGCCAGCAGCCUCUUCCAGUGCCAGCUCUAAGCCAGCCCUCCCCUGGCACUCCUGCCGUGUAUCCAACUGUCAGCUCUAGUAACUCUCUUUCCUUUGACGGUGGCAUGAGCGGGCAAGUGGCACCUGCUGCUGGCAGUAGCUUCUUUCUGCUUCCCUUGGAAGCAGCAGGCAUCCCACCUGGCAGUGUGCUGGUCAACCCUCAAACAGGUCAGCCAUUCCUCAAUCCCGAUGGCACUCCGGUCGUGUACAACCCUCCCCUGCCUCAGCAGCCUGGCAGGACCCAAGUGCCUGGAGCUGCACCUCAGCCAGCCCUGCCCAGCCCUGCCCAGCACCAGCCCGGAGCCAACCCCGUCCUCUCACAGCCUCUGCGGGCUCUGCAGCCUUCCUCCCAGCCUGUCCAGUACUCUGCAGUGUCGUACCCACCCCCGCUCCUGCCAGCCUCCUCUGCACAGCAAUACUCUGUGCAAGACAACCUGGGAUCGCAGUUCAGCCACCUGAGCCUGGCGCGGCAGCCCCCGGCCGAAGGCGCCGAGCCCGGCCCGGCGCUGUUCCAGCCCGGCGUGGUGCUGCAGCCCCCGCAGCAGCCCGGCUACAUCCUCACUGCCGCGCCCGCAGCACCGCCCGCAGCGCAGCCCGCGCCGCCCUACUCGGGCCCCGGGCACCCCGUGGGCCAGCCCGUGCUCCCGCAGCAGGGAUUUGUGCAGCAGCCCGUGCCACAGAUGCCACCCUGUUACUGCACCCCCAGCCAGUACCCGCACUCCAGCCAGCAGUACCGCCCUGUUUCUGUCCAUUUCAGCACCCAGCAGAACCAGGCCCUGCCACAGCCGGGCCAGCAGACAGGUUACCAGAUUUUGCCCAACCAGCAGCAAAACUACCAGGGUUUAGUUGGAGUUCAGCAGUCUCAGAAUCAAAAUCUAGUCAGUGGCCAACACAACAACAUUGGGAAUCAAAUUCAAGGUGUGAUUGUUCCAUAUCCCUCAGUGCCAUCAUAUCAGGUUUCGGUGCCUCAAGGUUCCCAAGCAGUGCCCCAGCAGACAUAUCAGCAGCCUGUUAUAAUUCCCAGUCAGUCCAGCCAAGGACUGCCCACCACAGGAAUGCCAGUCUACUACAGUGUCAUUCCAUCAGGUCAACAGAACAACCUAAGUUCAUCUGUAGGAUAUUUGCAGCCGCCUGGAUCAGAGCAGAUACAGUUUCCUAGAACAUCAUCACCAUGCAACUCACAGCAGCUUCAAGGACAGCAGUGUGCAGUUUAUAGCAACCAUUCAAGUCAGAAGCCAUCACCUCCUACAUUAUUGCCACCUUCAUCCAAGUCAAAGCCACAGCAGGCUGCUUCCAUUGUGCACUACAGCAUAGUGUCUCCACCCUCAUCAUGUAAAAGUUCACCCACUGGUCUUUCCAUCAUGCAGCCAAAAAAAGCCGUGGCGCCGCCGCCCGCCGGGGGGGUGGUGAUGAUGCAGCUCAACGUGCCCGGCAGCGCCGCGCCGCGGAACCCGUCACCGCCGCAGAGGAAAGGCGGCAAGUACUACUGUGAUCACCCCCGCGGGCACAAGGCCACGGAACUCAGCACUUUAGACGGUGCUGCACAGCUGCAGCAUAGUCCUCAACUGGGCAGCCCUGUCACCUCACCAGCCCAAUCACCAGCACCAGCCCAGCUGUCAAACAUGAAGAACAUCCGUCCCACACUGGCUCCUCUUUCUAUCGUGUCCCAGUUUUCUAGACCUUUUGUCCCCGGACAAGGAGAUGCCAGAUACCCAUUGCUUGGCCAACCCCUGCAAUACAAUCCAUCUUUAUUACGUGGACAAGUAACAAGCCAACAGUGUCAGCCUGGAAACAGACAUGGAAACAGGGGAAAGAAACCAGCAAAGAAGGCUGCUUCAGCAGAUCUUGGUGCAGGAGAACCAGUUGUGGGGAAAGUUCUAGAAAUUACUGAGCUGCCAGAAGGCAUAACUCGCAUGGAAGCAGAAAAACUCUUUGGAGAACUGUUGAAAGUGGGUGCCAAGAUCCGGUGGCUGAGGGAUUCCCAGUGCCUGCAGGCGCAGCAGCAGCAGCAGCGGCGGUUCUGCGGGGACAGCAGCGGGGGCACGGAGCCCUCCCGGGCCGGGGACUUGGCCUCCACCUACACGGUGCUGGCCACCUUCCCCAGCAUGGCGGCCGCACAGAGCGCGCUCAAGAGACAGAGCAGUACCUCAGUGAGCAAGUUCCGCCUGAGAACCAGCAAGAAGCACUACGACCUGCACGUCCUGGAGAGGGCCAGCUCUCAGUAGCAGUCACACCGCUGGACACUCGGCCUUGACUACUUCCAUGUCCUCCCUCCUCGAUUGGUUUGAUGUCAUGGGGUUUCUGUUCUCUUCAUAGAGACUCCUGGGAUGUUUUGUCACAUGACAUUUGCCAUUGAAGAAUAAAUAACCCAGUGAAUCCAGCAAGAUGAAGAAAAAAAUUAACAGAGUUAAUCCCAGACAAUAGCAAGGAAUGAUCUUUGCGACAGGCAGCUUUCCGUAAAGAAUGCUGCUGAAAUGCCCCUACUUUUAUAGUAGUUUUGUUUUAUAUUUUUGAAAUCUUGUAUCAGAUCCAAAGUUCUAUUGUACAGCAGAUGUUCAUAAAAACCAUAUGCAGAUUUGUAUUUUAUAAUCCCUUUUCACAGCCAGCACACAGCUGUCCAUUCCAAGGCAGGAACCUGAGGAUUGGUGGAGGGGAAAAGAGAACCAUUCUCAAGGAAUUAGAUUCAUUUCCUAGCAAACUACCCAAGAUCUUCAAGUUAACCUGUUCUUUGUUCCUUGUGUUUUCUUCUUUUUUUUUUUUUUCUCUUUUUUUCCUUUUU